Molecule: messenger RNA, 2867 nt
Organism: Nothobranchius furzeri (turquoise killifish)
Lineage: Eukaryota; Metazoa; Chordata; Actinopteri; Cyprinodontiformes; Nothobranchiidae
Gene: pnrc1
Product: proline-rich nuclear receptor coactivator 1
Cellular component (GO): nucleus
Source: RefSeq, a predicted model, not a curated record
UUUUGAAGCUCAAGUCGGAAGUGACGUUAGUUCACGCUAACUAGUUAGCGGGAUUCUUCUGCCUUCCUAGCGCAAACAAGCACCGACUUGCAGUUCGGAAGAAGUUGUCCAGCGAGCUCUACUUGAUUAGGAACCCGAGCACUUUCUGGCGGGUUUCUUCCGAGACGAAGAUAAAAACAUUUGUUUAGUUAAUUUCCGUUUCCUGCGAUUGGAAAGGUCUAAAAGAAGCUAGCUAAGUAGCUACCUGUUAGCUUGAGACGUUGUUACUGAAACAACAGUUUUGCGGUGUAAUUUACAGCCUGUGUAUGUUUUCACCACCGAGAAGAGAUGUUGAGCGGAACUAUCAUGAACGGUAACGAAGCCAAUAAUAAUAACAAUCAUGGUAACGUGGAGAACAACAGUCUGGGCAGCAAAGCGAAGCAGGCGCUGCUGAAGAAAGGUGGGAGGAAGCCGUUGCUGCAUCACCAGAAAGCCCCGAGAUGCCCGAACGUACGCCUGUCUGACCUCCACAACAACAAGCUGACGGGUUCGGCGGUCCACAGAACCGCGGCUCCGUCCGGAACCGGUAAUCAGACGGUCCUGAGCCUCCAUCAUGUCAAACACGGAACCAAGAAGGAGGGUCUGAAAGCUAAAGGCGGGAGGUCGGAGCGAGGAGCCGUCCUGCCUGCCCGCCACCUCCCAAGACACGAUCAGAUCCCCCACAACGAGAACGUCCGAAGCCACAAACCCAAACCGAGCCAAACCCCGACGAAGUGUCCCGCUGCUACGAGGAACGACAAUCACACUCCAAAGAAACCGCCGUCUUCCCGCCUACCUCCGCCCCGGGAGCAGAAGAAACCCCUCCAUGCUUCAAACAAUGUGAAGAUCCUAAACAGCCCCCCCGCUGAACCCGAACCCGAGUAUUGUAAAGAUGGAGAGAAGGUCUAUGCUGGGGCCAAGUUCAGCGAGCCCCCCUCGCCCAGCGUGCUACCCAGACCCCCCCGGCACUGGGUGGGAGAGGACGAGCCUCAGCAGAGCAGCAACAGGGAGCUGAUGACCAUUCACCUCAAGUCUCUGCUGAAGGUCCAGGAAUGACCCGCCGUCUGCGGCGGACCUGCGUGACCCGGUUCACGUUCAAACAAGACCAGGAUGUAAAGCUGCCAUAAAAUGUAGGGAGGUGUUUUCACUGUAAUGCAGUUUUCCACGGAACGACCUGCUGCCUGCAUUAGUGAACAUUAGUGACCACCACGUGUUGCUGUGUGUGUCGGGAUUGACUCGGAUCCGUUUGCGUUGCUGAAUAAGAGGAAAAGUCCGAUUUCUUUGCCAGCGGCAGCCGUGGCUCCAUGUUUACAUGAUGCAGAGUGACAACAGCCAUGUUUGACUUUUUACCGAGUUUCCAUUAAUGUACUUAAUAUAUUUGUGUAUAUUGUUAUUUUAACUGAGAUUCUAGUUUUGUUACUCGGACUUUUGUAUGAAACAGAAAACCCUUCCCCUGCAGACUCGAGCACUUUGUCGUCCAGCUCCAGAUUCCACGAAUCUAAGAGACUUUCCUCGUGGAUUUGCACUAAAAACUCCAAAGAGGAGAUUCCCGCGUUUGACAUUCCAAAUCUGGACCAGCCAACUUCCACAUCCUGACUGGUCGUGGCCGGGACGCAUCGACGCUCCACAGCCAAGAUGGAAGCUUUUCCUAACGCGGGUCCAAAUAACAGGAAGUGGAAUCGGGAGCAGACGAGGCCGCUAACGCCUCCGGGAUCUGGGAUAGCGUCUCCUGAAGCUGCUGCAGAGAAACCGAUGGCCGGUUCUGUUCUGAUAUAGGGUUCGUCUACACGAGGCUGGGUUCAUCCUGUGUUUCCACCCAGCAGAUUAUUUAUUCUUCAGUCACACAAUCAGGAGUUAUUUACUAAAUUUGCCCGUUAAUAAACAUUUUACUUCGACUAAAAGGUUGUUUUAAUGCAGAAGCAUGAAAGACUGAUGACGUUUAGAUCUCUGCAGCUCGGUAGGUCUCGUUUUUCUUUACAUUCAGCUUCACGUAGAUCCAUCCGGAACGGGGACUCCAUUUCACAGGAAGGUUCAUUUCACUUCCUGUUUCUCCCACGCUCAUUAAUGUGACUGUUGUUUUUAAACACAUCGCCCUGUCACCUAGUGAUGCACCGAGAGUUUUCUGCCUCCUGACGACGGGUGCAGGACGCUGCCGGGUCUGGGCUUUGUCUCCUGUCGCUUCAGUCAAGAGGAAAAUUGUAUUAAUGUUGCACGUUUUACAUUUUAUUGCAGUGUUUCACAAUCCUUCACUCCAAUAAUAAAAAAUGCUUCAUGUCGACAUGUGGAAAAUAAAUAAAAGUUUAAAUUAAGAAAAAAGAUUGGUUCCACCGAUGAACUGGUGCUUGUCCUCUUUGGUGAGUCGACCUCCAGGUGAAAUCUUUCAUGUUAGAUGGUCUUGUCAGGCCUCAGGAGCUCCCGUCCUUCUGUUUGAGCUGCUUCCUUCCUCUUAACACACCUGAUACAGUCACCGAAUCACCCUGUUAACCAGCUAUUAAUCAAACCAGGUGUGUCGAUGCAGGAAAACAUGGAGGUAGAGGCCCUCUAGAGCCAGAACCAUGCUCAAACACACGAUUCAGAGGUUAAUCACCCUGGUUCUCCAGAGACACCAUCCUGCAUAUUUUAGAGGUUUCUGGCUCUGACACCUGAACUUGACCUCUGGGCUUCUACCUGCUCAGGCGAUUCAACCAUGUGCAGGAAAAAAACUAAAACAAGCUGGACGGUGGCCCUUCAGGACCAGUGUUGGACUCCACUCGGUAAGAGAUCACAAGUCGAGCACAGGUUCGAUUUUAUGGUUCUCUUUAAUCUGGGCUGUUUUAUGACAUUUUGCACUUUCAGCAUUAAAACAGAAA